AAUCCUUGAGGGGCGCAUCGUCAUCACGGAGCUGUCAUGGCGGGAAAUUUAUCGUGAGGUUGUUUACAUUAUCCAAAAAUUGGCGUCUUUUAUUUUUGAUAUAUAUAAAUAAGGGGUAAUUGAUAAUACUCAAACAUGUCGGAACUAGAUGGACUUUCUCUGGAGGAAGAUGAAGAGGUUGAAACCAUGACAGCAGCUGAAGUACUUCAGAAGUUAGAGGAGGCAUGGUUGGAUGAGAAAUUUUCCCCCGACAUCCUGGAAGCAAAGACUGACCUCGUAGACUGCAUGUUGGAGCAGAUCACAGCUAUGGAGGAGAACAUCAGAUCAGCAAAGAAAGGAGAUUUUAAAGUCAGCAUUCAUAGAAUGGAGAUUGACAGAAUCCGAUACGUGCUCAGCAGUUACUUAAGAUUACGAUUGGAAAAGAUUGAGAAACACUCGGCAUAUGUCCUGCAAGCUGAAGCUAAGAGAAAGGAGGAAGAUGCGCCGUUGAUGUCACCUGGCGAAUAUGCUUUUGCAAAAGAGUUUCAGCAAGGGAUCGAAACACAUUUCAAGACUUUAUCCCUUAGACACAUGCCGGCCAACCUACAAACACUAACUCCUGCCCAGUCCAAUAUUCAGCCGAACCUUGACAGCUAUGUGUUCCUGCGAGUGAAUGAGAAUACAGAUGGAGUGCUAGUGGAAGAGGAGACGCUGGACACAGGAGAGGAAAUUGUUGACCUUCAGAAACAUGACCAGCACAUCAUGAGAUACAAAUCUAUAGCUUCUCUCGUCGCCACUGGAGCCGUCUCACUCAUAUGAGACACUGUGAGAUGUUUUGUUCUGACACCUGAGAAACACUGUGAUCACAUUUUGAGUCAUUUUCAGAUACAAGACAUUGUGAGACAUUUUGUUCACACAAGACAUUGUGAGACCUUUUGUUCACACAAGACACUGUGAGACAUUUUGGUCUGAUCAGAUGCUGAGACAUUUUGUUCACACAAGACAUUGUGAGCCCUUUUGUUCACACAAGACAUUGUGAGCCCUUUUGUUCACACAAGACACUGUGAGACAUUUUGGUCUGAUCAGAUGCUGAGACAUUUUGAAACAUCAUUCAAAUGGGACAAUGUGAGUCAUUUAGAUGAAACACAGAGGCUUCUUGUUCAGGAGAGACACUGACAGAAAUGUUUCCUUGGAGGUUACUGAUUAAGCAGAAUUAGGUUUUAGUUCCAUGAGUUGGUGAAAACAUCCUCGCUAUUCACAGGAGCAGUGGGGUAGCCUAGUGGUUAAAGCAUUUGCUCAUCACGCUGGGGGGUUCAGUUCAUCACAUGGGUACAGUGUGUGAAGCCCAUUUCUGGCGCUCUUUUCCGCCUCCUCCCCCUCACCCCCUCCUCCCUUCCUGCAGUUGCCCAAAUGGAAAAUGGAUCUGCACAGUUGACCAAAUGGAUCUGCACAGUUGACCAAAUGGAUCUGCAGAGUAGACCAAAUGGAUCUGCAGAUUUGACUAAAUGGAUCUGCAGACUUGACCAAAUGGAUAUGCAGAGUUGACUAAAUGGAUCUGCAGAGUUGACCAAAUGGAUCUGCAGAGUUGACUAAAUGGAUCUGCAGAGUAGACCAAAUGGAUCUGCAGAUUUGACUAAAUGGAUUUGCAGGUUUGAUUUAAUGGAUCUUCAGUGUUGACUAAUCAGUAAUUAUUUCAAUAUUUAAUGGUAUUCCAUUUUAGUAAAGUGACCAAAGAAGAUUCAAUCUUGACUUCUUGAACCUG
Molecule: messenger RNA, 1741 nt
Organism: Haliotis rubra (blacklip abalone)
Lineage: Eukaryota; Metazoa; Mollusca; Gastropoda; Lepetellida; Haliotidae
Product: DNA replication complex GINS protein SLD5-like
Exons: 7
Coding region: 136-798 (220 amino acids)
Biological process (GO): double-strand break repair via break-induced replication; DNA-templated DNA replication
Cellular component (GO): GINS complex
Source: RefSeq, a predicted model, not a curated record